CCAGUGGGUAAGAGAGAGGAGAGAGAGGCAAGAAGCGAGCAGCGAGCAACAUGGUGGAGAGCAGCACGGUGGUUGUCGAGACUCCCGGGGAAUCUCCCCAGCGCGGAAGGGAGGGGAAGUGUCCCUUGGCGGACCGCCACCUGGACAGGGAGGACGUGCGCAGAGUGAUCCGUGAGUGUCGGGACGAGAGCUUCUGGUGCAGAGCUCUUCCCCUGUCCCUGGGCAGCAUGGCCGUCACUGGGGGGCUCAUCUACAACGGGGUUCUCAAGUCCUCCGGGAGGUUCGGACCGCUCCCUAAAGUGGCAGUGGCCGGGGUGCUGGGCUACGUCGUGGGCAAGGCCUCCUACAUGAGCACCUGCAGAGAAAAGUUCCACAAACUGGGCCUGGAGCCUUUCGGCCCUGGAUUCGGCCCCGGCUUCGGUCCGCGGUUCUGGAACGCCCCGGAGCACAGGAGGCACUGCCACCACGUGUGCGAAGAGUGUAAGAAAGAGGCGAGCGUGCGCAAGGAGACGAGCCAUAGCUGAGCAGGUAGCGCGCCCACACGGACGCUCCGUGGUGAUCUUUGGAUUGAGCUCAGACACAUCAUUAAUAAAGUCGUUUCCAUGGACGACGACUCCAGCGCGUGCUACACCUCUGCGCUGUGGGAGCUGUCCUCUGAACACCCGCCUGUGUCUCCACCCACGUGUGUUACAGACAUGUUUGGUCGCAGCGAACGCUACCCCCCCCCCCCGGCGCCGCGUCCGCCGAGCCCCCCGGCAGCUGCGUGUUCCUGCCACCCUUUUGUAACCGCUAAUAAAGGUGCGUUU
Molecule: messenger RNA, 806 nt
Organism: Scleropages formosus (Asian bonytongue)
Lineage: Eukaryota; Metazoa; Chordata; Actinopteri; Osteoglossiformes; Osteoglossidae
Gene: ociad2
Product: OCIA domain containing 2
Exons: 6
Coding region: 51-524 (157 amino acids)
Cellular component (GO): mitochondrial inner membrane
Source: RefSeq, a predicted model, not a curated record